GGAUUUUCAUAUUUACUCAAAGGGGGAAUAUUGUCUUCAUAUGUGUACCGUAUUGCUCCUGUAAUGCACGUAUUUUACAGCACAAUUUCCAUUCCAUGCAAGACUUAUAGACGCAUGGACAUUCAGCGCUUUUCACCAUGAAUGGAAACGCGGAGGGAAAACAACUGUGGGACAAUUUGUCUAAAGUAUCUUCUCUUUCUAUUGAACAUUCUUUUUUUGCUUGCAGGGGGUGCCAUGCUGGCCGUGGGUUUUUGGACUUUGGUGGAGAAAAGUGACUACAUCAGUCUGCUGAACUCCAGCUUCUACACCGUGCCCGCCUACACCCUGAUUGCCGCCGGGGCUGUCAUGAUCAUCAUUGGUGUCAUUGGAUGUUGCGCCACUUUGAUGGAGAUGAAAGGUCUUCUGAUUGUGUAUUUGGUCCUGUUGCUCUGUGUUUUUCUCCUGGAAGUCGUUGGAGGCGUCUUGACAUAUGUUACCUACCAAGAGUGUUUCCCUCUCUGCCACCAGCUUGAUGAAGAACUGAGGGAAAACCUGAAAGAGGCCAUGCAGCAGAAAUACCAACAAGCUGGGGAGGAAAGCGUCACAUAUGCUGUGGACAAGCUCCAUCAGGAGUUCCAGUGCUGCGGCAGUAACGGCUCGUCAGACUGGAAAGACAGCGUCUGGAUCCAGACCUCACAGAACCAGCAACUUGUUCCCGACAGCUGCUGUAAAACUCCGAGUAACCUGUGCGGCCUCAGAGACCAUCCCUCCAAUGUGUACAAGGUGGAGGGGGGCUGCGUUGUGAAAUUGGAGGAGUUUAUUCUGAGUCAGCUGUAUAUUCUGGGUGCACUGGGCAUUGGGAUUGCAGUUUUGCAGAUAUUUGGGAUGAUAUUUACUUGCUGCCUUCAUCAAAAUCUGAAAGAUGGGCCAUACUGAUAUUGGAUUCUGUUAUUGUGAUUACUUGUUGAGCGCUUGGAGACUUAAGUGCCUUCAACUGAGAAAUUUGAACUUUUAAAUUGUCCACGCUUGACCCACUUUUAUGCUGCUGGGCAGCACUUCACUCUGCAAAAUGUUGUCUUCCUUUUUCUGUGAAAGUUGGCUGCACGUGGUUUUGUUAUUUACUGUACAUGCACUGCACUGCUGUAUUUGGUAUGUCACAUGGUUUAAGGAAAUGCACCCUCAAUAAAAUAAGAAAUACACAAGUAAUUGUUAGUGUAAUUGCCCAAAAAAAAAAAAAUGUUAUUAUUUCUAUAUAUUGCUGACAAUUCGUACAAUCCAGCAAAAGUUUCAGGGGAUAAAUUUACAGCUCGGGGGAUCCUCCAUUUCCAGCGCUGCUCUGUUUUAAUGCUUGGGAUAUAACCCGAACAUGUAUGUAAACUGGAAUGUGCCAUAGAGGAAUGAAAUAGAAUUUGUCACUAAUGCAGGAGUCAAGUCCAAAUUACAUAUCUAAAAAAAAAAUCAUAGGACACAAAUGUACAAACACCAAUUCCAGAGAAAUUGGGAUGUUGUAUAAAAGACAAUGAUUUGAAAAUCCUUGUCAACCUAUGUCCACUUGAAUAACUAGAAAGAUGUAUGUAAUAUUCAAACUGAUCAACUUUUUUUGCCACUAUUGACUCAUUUUGAAUGUCUAUAACACGUUCCCCCCCAAAAAAAAAAAAAACUGAGAUUGUAUGUUUACCACUGUGUUACAUCACUUUUCCUUUUAACAACACAA
Molecule: messenger RNA, 1693 nt
Organism: Syngnathoides biaculeatus (alligator pipefish)
Lineage: Eukaryota; Metazoa; Chordata; Actinopteri; Syngnathiformes; Syngnathidae
Gene: cd151
Product: CD151 molecule
Exons: 9
Coding region: 142-915 (257 amino acids)
Cellular component (GO): membrane
Source: RefSeq, a predicted model, not a curated record